Molecule: messenger RNA, 1392 nt
Organism: Penicillium robsamsonii
Lineage: Eukaryota; Fungi; Ascomycota; Eurotiomycetes; Eurotiales; Aspergillaceae
Product: pyridoxamine-phosphate oxidase PDX3
Exons: 6
Coding region: 1-1392 (463 amino acids)
Biological process (GO): pyridoxine biosynthetic process
Molecular function (GO): pyridoxamine phosphate oxidase activity; FMN binding
Source: RefSeq, a predicted model, not a curated record
AUGGACCAAAACGAAUAUCAGACAGACGCCCACCGGCGUCCGAAGAAGCUAAUCUUUGCACCAGGGGACAUUGCACAAACCUCCGAGGAGCCAACCCCAGAACCUCAACCGCAAGCAGCCCCGGUCCCAAGCCAAAUCGCAGAAGCCCUCCGUAACUCAACCCCAACAUCAACCCCCGACUCCACAACGGAAACGGAGGUCCUCUCGCACGCCGCACGCGCGCACCAAUUCGGCACAAACCCACCCCUAACCAUCUCCCAAAUCCACGGCACAAACCCCCUCCACCAGUUCAACACCUGGUUCCGGGACCCCCCGCCUCCCCGCCUCCUCCGCCCCGGAAACAUGCACCCUAUCAACCGCCUCCCUCCCCUCCGGCCGGGCAAAGGCGGACAAGUCUUUGGUCUCGAUGGCUCCGAUACACUCGGCGCCAUGCCUGAGCCCACUAGCGUUACCUCUGAAGUUGGGACGGGGAAUAAAUGGGGUGCGUUGACGUUCAGCUGGGGUAGCGUUGAACGCCAGGUCCGCAUUGAGGGUUUGCUUGAGCCGCUUAGUCGUGAAGAGAGCGAGCUGUAUUGGCGGACGCGGGAGCGGGGGAGUCGGAUUGGUGGAUGGGCUAGUUGGCAGAGUCGGGUUUUGUGGUCUGCGGAGCCCGGGCAGAUGGAGGAGAACCAGCGACGGAAGAGUGUGGCGAAGUUGCAGGGGGCGUUUGAUGGGAAUUCGAUUGUGCCGGCUGAUAUUGAUCAGACGGAUGAUGCGGAUGGACGGGCGUUGCUUGAGUCGAAGGUGAAGGAGAUGGAGGAGAGAUUUAAGGGCGUGGAGGAUAUUCCUCUGCCGCCGUUUUGGGGUGGUGUGAGGCUUGUGCCAGAGUCUGUGGAGUUCUGGCAGGGACGUCGGAGUCGUUUGCAUGAUCGGUUCCGCACUUCGAAACACGGGAUAUACAGUUCUAUCCCAACCGCAGCCAUGUCCACCUCCCAAUCAACCUCUCCCUCCACAUCCCCCUGGAUCGUCCUCGCAAUCACGAGCGGCGCCUUUGCUGCAUUGAAUGGUGUUUUUGCGAAAUUAACCACGGACGACCACACCACAGCCUUUGCCCAAUCCCUCGCCCACCUCUUCGGGUUGGAAUCAUCGCCUGUGAUUGAGAUGCUUACUCGAGGUGCAUGUCUCGGCCUAAACGUCAUCUGCAACAUAAUAAUGUGGGCCCUCUUCACACGCGCGCUAACAGCUGGUCCGUCGACGGUCAAAGUCUCCAUCACCAAUACAGCGUCGAAUUUCUUGGCGACAGCGUUGUUUGGAAUGAUUGUUUUUCAGGAGGCUGUUGGUGGGCUUUGGUGGUUGGGGGCUGCGAUGAUGGGGGCUGGGUGUAUUUUGGUUGGGAUGAGAGAGGGGGCUUAG